Molecule: messenger RNA, 3454 nt
Organism: Cuculus canorus (common cuckoo)
Lineage: Eukaryota; Metazoa; Chordata; Aves; Cuculiformes; Cuculidae
Gene: SLC1A1
Product: solute carrier family 1 member 1
Exons: 12
Coding region: 98-1666 (522 amino acids)
Biological process (GO): L-glutamate transmembrane transport
Cellular component (GO): plasma membrane
Molecular function (GO): L-cysteine transmembrane transporter activity; glutamate:sodium symporter activity; L-glutamate transmembrane transporter activity
Source: RefSeq, a predicted model, not a curated record
GCGCUGAGGCGCAGCCGCCGCGCUCUGUCGUUGCGCUCGCGCACAGCCCGUGGGGAGCGCGCCCGGGCCGGUCGCCCCGCAGCCGCCGCUCACCGCCAUGGCGAAGGGAGGCAGGAGGAGAUGCGUCUGCCUGGGCUUCUUCAAGAAGAACUGGCUGCUGAUCAGCACGGUGGCCGCCGUGCUGAUGGGUAUUGGAGUAGGCGUGCUGGUACGAGAAUAUGGCAAACUGACUAACCUGGGUAAAAUAUACUUUUCCAUUCAUGGGGAAGUGCUGAUGAGGAUGCUCAAAGUCGUCAUUCUGCCGUUAAUCAUAUCAAGUACAAUCACAGGUGUUGCUGUUUUGGAUUCCAGCGUUUCUGGGAAGAUUGGUUUGAGAGCCAUCAUAUAUUAUUUCUCCACUACAAUCAUGGCUGUAAUACUGGGGAUUAUCUUAGUUGUGGCCAUUAAACCUGGAGCACGUCAAACUGCUGAUGAGAUUGACAGAAUGGGCAGUACCCCAGAAGUCAGUACUGUUGAUGCCCUGCUGGAUCUGAUCAGGAACAUGUUCCCAGAAAACAUUCUCCAGGCCUGUUUCCAACAGUAUAAAACCAAACGUGAAAAAAUAGAAGCUAAACCUGUCAUGGAUAAAAGUAACUCCACAUCUACAGGAGGACAAACUACAACUGCAGAGGCUACACAGAACGAAACAGAGGAAUACAAAAUUGUGGGCGUGUAUUCCAAUGGCAUGAACGUGCUUGGGUUGAUUGUCUUCUGUAUUGUUUUCGGAGUGGUUAUUGGGCAAAUGGGAGAGAAAGGACAAGUGCUGGUGGAUUUUUUCAAUGCACUGAAUGAAGCUACAAUGAGAAUAGUUCAGAUAAUUAUGUGGUAUAUGCCAAUUGGUAUCAUGUUUUUAAUUGCUGGGAAGAUAAUAGAAGUUGAGAACUGGGAAAUCUUCCGUAAACUGGGUCUUUAUAUGGCUACUGUAAUAACUGGACUUGCAGUCCAUUCCGGUGUAGUUCUGCCACUGAUCUACUUAGUAAUAGUAAGGAAAAAUCCUUAUCGGUUUGCCAUGGGGAUGGCUCAGGCACUUCUGACGGCCCUCAUGAUUUCUUCCAGUUCAGCAACUUUGCCUGUCACUUUCCGCUGUGCAGAAGAAAAAAACCUUGUUGACAAAAGAAUUACCAGGUUCGUUCUUCCAGUUGGAGCUACCGUCAACAUGGAUGGCACAGCUCUUUAUGAAGCAGUAGCAGCUGUAUUUAUUGCACAACUGAAUGACAUGGAACUGGAUAUGAGCAAAAUAAUUACCAUUAGUGUCACAGCUACAGCAGCCGGUAUUGGUGCUGCCGGUGUGCCCCAAGCCGGACUUGUCACCAUGGUGAUUGUAUUGAGCGCUGUCGGACUGCCUGCUGAAGAUAUUACUGUGAUCAUUGCAGUUGACUGGCUUCUGGAUCGAUUCAGAACAAUGGUGAAUGUCUUGGGGGAUGCCUUUGGUGCAGGGAUCGUGGAGAAGCUCUCUAAAAAGGAGCUGGAGCAGAUGGAUGUCACCUCUCAAGUCAACAUAGUCAAUCCUUUUGCCUUGGAAACACCUGGUAGUGAUGAAAAAGAGACCAAGAAAUCAUAUGUCAAUGGAGGCUUUGCUGAAGAUAAGUCUGACAACAUAUCCUUUACGCAGACAUCUAAGUUCUAGAAUCAGCAGCUUUCAGGUGAAACAGGAGACCUAAAGGACAUGGCCAUAUGCAAUGUCUCAAAAAGCUUAAUAAUUAAUUGAUAAUUAAUUACAUCUCACAUGCAUUUGAUUUACUACACAAACCCUGAUUCUUCUUAGUGGUUCUGUCCCCUUCUCAUCAUCUCUCCUAACAAUUUGGACUCACUACUUUUAGUCCUUGCUUUUAGGUUGAAUAGUCAGUCAGUGGUAAAAUACAUUUGUGUGGUUUUGUUUUUUUUUUUUUUUAAGAAUAUACAGUAUUGCUGAGGCUAUGAAAUGCCUAUUUAGAAUCAGCAUGCUUAUAAAUGGGGAUCUUAGCUGUGACAGUCAAACAUGUUUUACUCAGGAGCAGCACAGCAUUCCACGUCUUACCUACACAACAAAGCACCUGUAUGAAAUCCCUUUUAACAUCCUUGCGUUCUAAACAGAUUGCACUCUACAUGGCAACUGCUGUAACUUGAUCACGUGCCAAAAUACUCAUUUCUGCAGCUGAAAGGAUACAAGUUGGGUAACUCAGGAAGGAACAGAGCAGAAAGACUUUGUAAUAAGUAUUUUACUAUGAACAGGGUUUCAUGAAAGAAUUUCCAGUGUUUAUGUAGCUAAGCUUCCAAAGCCUUUCAUGUGAAUGCCAACUGCUGCAAUUGGCCUUCAGGUGUGAAAUAAAUUGUUGUGGAUUUGCUCUUCUGGUAUUUGAAGUUUUUUUUUUUUGUAAAGUGAUACCUCACCAACUUAAGUCCGCUUUGAUGGCCUCUAGUACGUUUCCAACAGAAGCAAAAAUAAGUUAAUUUACUGUUGUUCACAGUUCACAGUAUUCUAACCAAAUACUCAUCAACCCCAAAGUAGGCAUAGAUGAAGGUGAACAUAGACUAUUUAGCAUUGCAUAGUGCAAAUUCUAAACUUUUUCUUCUUCAAAUGAACACAGGGAUAGUAUCAAGAAUAUAGGAGGCAUACUUUUUUCUAGAAAGAAGCCACUGUCACUGAACUUUUUACACAAACUGGUUGGCAUUUUUGCUCCUUGGUUUACUUUGCCACUUGAACGUGCAAGUUCAUAGCUGCAACACUACUACAGUGCCAACUUGUGAGCUAAACUGUACCUUACAAAGCCCUUCUGGAUGCAGAAAAGCAUGUGUUCAAAUGGCUUGCUGUGGGAUAAGAAACAUCCAUUACUUCCUCAUAAGAAAGCUCCAUUUUAUAGAACAUUUUAUAGAAGAUUUUCAUGGUGCAAAAAUCAUUCUCUCAGGGGAGGAGUGGCUGUAAAGAAUUUUUUUGCCUUGCACAUUAAAGUCAUUAGCCAUUUUAUAUGUAAAGUAAACUGAAAUUCAUAUACAGUUCUCUGUUUGUAAGUAAGCUUGUGGUAAACCUAAUAUUGCAUUCUCAUGCUAACAAAAAGACCUUCAAGUUCCUCAAGUGCUAGGUACUUGAUUACAUCCUAUACUUCUGUAUUUAAAUAAAGUAGUCGUGUGCCAAAGAGAAUUGAUUAAGAAAAGAAGAAAAUAUUUAUUGUAGGUUUUGAUAAAUUGCACCUUAACAAGUCAAUGAGACAUAAUACUGUAUUUAAAUUAAGCAUUGUAAGCUAUAUGGAAGUCCUAAUCUAGAUAUUGGUAUGUUUAUACAAAAUGAAGAAAAUGUACAGACUGAGUAAACAAUCUUUUACCUUUGCAGAAAUAGUAAGAAAAUCUUUAUUUGUACAGCUUUGCUUAUGGGAGGAAAAACACUCAUCAGUUUCCACAACUAGCCAAUAAUCUAUGCUUUGUCUUUUUUUUGCUUUUU